Brassica oleracea var. oleracea is the source of this 1595-nucleotide messenger RNA. RefSeq names its product protein RRP45A. The record is from RefSeq and is a predicted model, not a curated record. The transcript has 10 exons. Bases 49 to 1371 code for a protein of 440 amino acids. NCBI's taxonomy places the organism in Eukaryota, Viridiplantae, Streptophyta, Magnoliopsida, Brassicales, Brassicaceae. Gene Ontology annotation, biological process: nuclear polyadenylation-dependent mRNA catabolic process; nuclear polyadenylation-dependent rRNA catabolic process; TRAMP-dependent tRNA surveillance pathway. Gene Ontology annotation, cellular component: cytoplasmic exosome (RNase complex); nuclear exosome (RNase complex).
CUCUCUCUCUCUCUCUCGCUUUCAACGGCAUAAACGUGAUAGGAAAGAAUGGAGGGGAGAUUGGCUAAUAUGUGGAGGUUGACGGUGAACGAAAGUAAGUUCGUGGAGACAGCGUUGCAGUCCGAGCUCAGAGUAGAUGGUCGUGGUCUUUAUGAUUACCGCAAGCUUACUAUUAAGUUUGGCAAAGAAUAUGGUAGCUCAGAAGUUCAACUUGGUCACACUCAUGUGAUGGGUUUUGUGACUGCUCAGCUGGUUCAGCCUUACAAAGACAGACCUAAUGAAGGCUCUCUAUCUAUCUUCACUGAGUUUUCUCCUAUGGCUGAUCCUUCCUUUGAGCCUGGUCGUCCUGGCGAAUCUGCUGUAGAGCUUGGACGUAUUAUAGACCGUGGUCUAAGAGAGAGUCGUGCGGUGGAUACAGAGUCACUCUGCGUUCUAGCUGGAAAGAAGGUCUGGUCUGUUCGCAUUGAUCUUCACAUCUUAGACAAUGGAGGGAACUUGGUUGAUGCUGCAAAUAUUGCGGCGUUGGCAGCGCUUAUGACGUUUAGAAGACCUGACUGCACUGUAGGAGGAGAGAGCAAUCAAGAAGUUAUCAUACAUUCACUAGAGGAAAGGGAGCCAGUCCCACUGAUAAUACAUCAUCUCCCUAUAGCCUUCACGUUUGGAUUUUUCAACAAAGGCAACAUUGUGGUGAUGGACCCAACUUAUAUUGAAGAAGAGGUUAUGUGCGGGAGGAUGACUGUGACAGUCAAUGCUAAUGGAGAUAUAUGCGCUAUCCAGAAACCUGGAGAAGAAGGCGUGAACCAGAGUGUGAUCCUUCAUUGCUUGCGUCUUGCUUCUUCAAGAGCUGCUGCAACAACUAAGAUAAUCAGAGAAGAGGUUGAAGCGUAUAACCGUGAGAAGAGCUUACAGAAGGUGAAGCGACAUCCUACUCUGGCUAAACCUGAAGUUUCUGGACCUAUUGUAGUUGUGAAGGAGGGACAUAAGAUGUCUGAAGAUGAGGCAAUAGCUGCAGAGAUAUCUAGGGAAUAUGUUGAAAGAUUAAACCUCUCUUCAGUUGAACUCAAAAGCAGUAAGGAACAGGAAGCUGUUGCUGCUUCUCCUGGCAAUUUCAAAGGCGGUCCAUCAAACUGGGAUCCUUACACGGAAGCUAUGGAUGUUGAUUCACUGAAAGCUUCACUUGCUUCAAGAGGAGUGUCAGUGACUAAGUCAACGAUCAAGAAAAAGGCGAACGAUUCUGGAAAUGUGCAGAAAGAAGUAACAGGAGAUUUAGAGAUGAAAGAUACAGCUGAGACUACAAAACACAAGAGUGGAGAGAUGACACUCAAAGAUGCUGUCAAACCUAAAAAGAAGCGGAAAAACAAAAGCAGUUAAGAUCAUCACUUGUUUCAAUUUUUUGGUAUUAGAGAAGACCAAAGCUAAGCAAAGAUAGAUUCCAGGGUUUGUUUGUGUCUAAGUGACUAAAAGUUGAUUUUUUUUGUUUCUGUCACUUGAGAAUUAGAACCCUCUCAGUGAGACAGAGGUCUCGUCUUUGCUGAUGACGAGUUUUUUCUUUGGGAAUUGAUGGGCCGAUCCCAAAUUAAAUUUAGUUCACAAUA